AUGGAGAAACACGAUGCAUAUGAUCCAUACAGCCGACCGGCGCGCAGAACACAAUGGAUUGUGAGCACGCUUGCUUACCAUUAUGGGUUAGAUCGUGGGGUGGAAAAUGAAAUUAUAGUUCUUGCAACCGGUUUAGAUCAAUACUUGCAGGAGAUUUUUCAUCAUUUGGACUGUCAAGGGGAUGGUAAAAUCCCUGCCGAGGAUUUUAGUAUUCUUUGUGACAUUUUGGGGCUAACUAAAGAAUCCGAUCUGGAAGAGUGCGCGGGGAUAUUGGAUGAUCUACCCAAAGAAUUUACUUUCAGACAGUUCCAUGCAAAACUGUGUGGUUACUUCAGCACUAAAGCUGGAUGCCAAUAUGAAAACGGACGGCUACUCGUAGGAAAAGAGAGUGAGCACAUCGAAACUCAAAUCCGCUUGCGGAGCCCUUUGAGACGGCGAGAGAAGCUACUCACUUUGGGAACCAGUAAGCGGGGGGACAGGAGUACUUCUCCCACUUCAGAUCGACACACGUCGGGAUGCAAGCAGUUGGGGUCGUGCUCGAGAGAGUGUUACGAGGAGAUCGUCGCCUUGGAAGAGGCCGAAGAUAGGAUAGCUAAACUGGAGGAUGAAAACGCAAGUCUCAGAGAGUUAGUGGAGGACAUGCGGGCGGCUCUUCAGAGUAGUGAUGCGCGCUCGCUGGCUUUACAGGUGGGACUUUGGAAAAGCCAUUCCAAGCACAAAGCAGAGGGUGGCUGUUUCAUCGCACAUCAGAAGCGUACUGUUCAAAAGCCCAGCACCUAUGGGAACUUGAAGAGCCUGCAGAGUUUUUUGAGAGAGGUUGAGCUGAUUCGUAGCUCACGGGAUGGUCAGAUUGAGGAAGCCAUGAUCUUCAACCAAAAGCUGGAGCAGGAAUUGCGCAUCUCCAAGGAUGCUGUACUGAUGUUAGAGGAGUGUAACAGGACACUUAAAAAAGAACAAGUGGGCAUGAGAAAGAAGGUUGAGGAUGCCAGACAAGCGCUGCUCAGUGGCCUGAGUAAAGUUAAGGAGCUAGAGGCCAAAGCCAGCCAUGUACCUGUGCUGCAGAGACAUAUCCGACAGCUGGAAGUGGAGCUCCUCUAUUACAGGUCUGAAAUGUCUAAAGUCCAGAUUCCAUUCAGCAGCGGCGGUGGCAGCAGGCAGCAGAGUCGACAGAGUUGGGUAGAUACACAACAGGACCGCUGCUCACCGACAGGCCACGCAGAGAAUGCCUCCGACCAAAUGGAGGAACAGCUUUUCCGUUCGGUGGAGGGCCAGGCUGCAUCAGAUGAGGAGGAAGAGCGAUGGACUGGGGAGCAGCAGAGACAGGUGGAUGAAGUGAAGAGAAUCUUGACCCGGCUGUCUUGCUGUGGAGACAGAUGUGAUGAAAAAGCAGUGAAGAAGCUUCUGUCACAUUUUGGGGACUCGAGUGCUGAGGAAAGUCAGAGUGCCAUCCUGGAACUCCUGGAGAAAGUCACCAGACUCAACAAACAGCUAGAGCUGAAAGAGAGUCAGGCCAGAAAGGCUGAGAUGGACAUGGACCAGGUGAAAGGCUCCCUGAUGCAAGAGCUGCAGCAGAAGGCUGAAGAAACAGAGCAGUUGCACAGAGAGCUGCAGAUGCUGGAGACUGAGAGGGUGCGUCUGUCCCUGGUUGAGGAGAAGCUCAUGGAUGUUCUGCAGCUCUUGCAGCAGCUGCGAGACCUGAAGGUAUCAAGGAGAUCUCUAGGGAAGAUUUUGUUGACCACUUUAGAGUCUUGCAGUGACCCCCAACAUGGGAAAGCUCAUAUCCUAGAAGUACUCAAUGCUCUUUGUCAUGAGCUAGCAGCAUGUGAGGUUCUGUCCAGCAGUGCAGCCCUGGAAAGAACACAGAGCCAUCAGUCUCUAUGCAACUCGCUGGUCAUCUCCUGCUAG
Messenger RNA from Chanos chanos (milkfish), 1905 nucleotides. RefSeq names its product EF-hand and coiled-coil domain containing 1 (gene efcc1). Lineage: Eukaryota; Metazoa; Chordata; Actinopteri; Gonorynchiformes; Chanidae. The transcript has 8 exons. The coding region runs from base 1 to 1905 and encodes 634 amino acids. The record is from RefSeq and is a predicted model, not a curated record. Gene Ontology annotation, molecular function: calcium ion binding.